GAGUUUUGCCACGAAAAAGACGUUACCUCCAAGAGCCAGCUGGAAUCGUUGAUCAUCCCUUGUGAACACUUCUGCGCUGUCUGCCAUUGUGAAGUUGAUAAUUAGCUUGAAGACAUGGCAUCACUCCAUCAAGAUGAAGAAUCCCAGCUCCUUGUUGACCAUCUUCAGGAAGUUGAACAACUGCUAGAACAAGAAGAAGAUGAACUUUUAUUCAGUCAUACAGUGGACGUUGAAGACGAGCUAUCCAUGAUGCAACAUUUGGAUAAUGUAGAGCAGGAACUUGAAGAUGAUAUGUCUCUACUUGAACAUUUGGAAGAGACAGAGGAGGACCUUGCUUUAGUCAGCCACAUGGACGACAUAGACCAGCAAGCAGAACAGCAAGGAGGAGCCGUUGUUCCAGCCUAUUACUUAAAACGGGUGGUCAGGCAAAGAGCGCGGCGAUUCAGAGCCAAUGCAGUAAAGUUUAACGCACAGUUUAACCCUGUAUGGUUGCAACAACAGAGACUCGAGGAAUUACUCCAGGGGCUUAGAGAACAGUUUGAUGCUAUCAUACGAGAACUGAGACUUGAUGUGAAUGGCCAAACCAAUGACAGGAUAGGUCUUGCCUUGCAUCAUCCAGGGUUAAAUGUACCCAUUCGAAUACCAUUUCGUCGUCUGCAUGAAUUGCAUGGAGAGGAUAUCAUGGCAAUGGUGGAAACAGUACACCACAACAACGACAAUGCAAGGAUAGAUGCUGCCAUGGACAUUGAGUUCCUCCAUGUAGAGGAUCCAGAUCGCCUCGGUGAAGGGCGAGGGCACCGCUCUAAACACAGUCCCAAGAAUCUGGCUACGUUUUUGGAAAAGAAGCAGUGCAUAGUUAGAAGAAAGAACCAAGACGAUUUGUGUUUCGCCCGAGCAGUGGUUGUUGGGCUUCAUUACGCAAAGAAGCCUGUGCCAUUUCAACGACUCGAGCCCAACUGUAAAGCAUGGGAUCCUAGAAGAACUGCCUUGACCAGAACAAACAGGGCUGAUGUUAAAAAAGAAGAGGCUAUUAAAAUAUUCAGAGAAAUAGGUAUUGAGCCUGGACCAUGCUCGGGUCGAGAAACUUGGACUGUGUUUAGCGAAUAUCUGGCACCGGAAUAUCAGCUUAAGGUAUACUCCCAAGAUGUGUAA
Messenger RNA from Haliotis rubra (blacklip abalone), 1152 nucleotides. RefSeq lists its product as uncharacterized. The record is from RefSeq and is a predicted model, not a curated record. The transcript is spliced from 2 exons. Bases 115 to 1152 code for a protein of 345 amino acids. Lineage: Eukaryota; Metazoa; Mollusca; Gastropoda; Lepetellida; Haliotidae.